AGUUUAAGAAGAGUUAUGAGAAUGAUUCUCAGAGCAGUGAUAAUAUAAACUUCCUGCGUGUGAGCUGGUCCUCAAAGCAACUGACCACUCUGAAGCCCAUCCUGUCUGACAUCGAGUACCUGCAGGACCAACAUCUGUUGCUCACUGUCAAAUCUCUCGAUGGAUACGAGUCCUACGGAGAGUGUGUGUUGGCACUGAAGUCAAUGAUUGGCAGUACAGCUCAGCAGUUCCAUACAUAUCUUUCUCACCGCGGUGAGGAGACUGGCAACAUCCGCGGCUCCAUGAGGGUCAGAGUCCCUUCUGAGAGAAUGGGGACCAGAGAGAGACUGUACGAGUGGAUCAGUGUGGAUAAGGACGAGACCGGAGGGCCAAAAGGGAAAACGCUGUCCUCUAGAGCCGGACACGAUUACGUAAAGCCCACACCAAGCAGGAAAGAGCUGAGUAAAGUUUCAGAGGAGGGAGAGAGAAACACUACAGGACAACCUGCAUACACACACACUGCUACUAAAGAGGAUAAUGCACAGACCAGGUUGAAGCAGACAGAGUCUGCAGAUGGAGAUGCAACUACAUGCAAAAAUAGCUUCAACAACCCUGCCUACUACAUACUUGAGGGCGUUCCUAACCAGUCAGCGGCACUGGCUGCAGACCUGCUCCAAGGCUCCGCCCUCUCUCCACUGGCUGCAUCAAAAUCACCACCCCCUGCCGGUGGAGCUGGAAAAGGCAAAAGUUCAAUCCAAGUGCGUAAACAGACGAGUGGCCGGCCACCACGGCCCAUCAGUGAGGAGGGGGGAUCCUCUGAGGAAGAUGGAAGUACUGGGUUGACCCGCCCACCUCCAGACUUCCCGCCCCCGCCCCUUCCUAACAGUGCUCUUGACGUGUCGGACGCCUCGUUUUUCCCAAAAGAAAGCAAACCUCGGCUGCACUCUGAUCUGGCAGACAUCAAGAUUCCAGCAACCGUUUCCUCCAAGCCCCUCCCUUCCCCCAGCUUUGCUCCACCCUCUACAGGAAGCGGCGCUUUCUGUCUGGACACUUCACCGGCGCCCUCUGCUUUCAGAAGAGGAGGUGGAGCUUCAGGCGCUGAUGACCAAUCAUGUUCAGUACUUCAUCUGGCCAAGAAACUGAGUGAAGUGGAAUACGUGGCUGGGGUGGGAGGUGUUGGAGGGGCAGGACUUAAAGGGGGUGGAGCCAUCCAUGGUAGAGGUUUGGGAUUUAGUGAAAGCUGUCGUACUUUUCCCCCUCGCUCCAUCCCGGAAGAGAUCAUGGCUGAGGACCUGCCUGAGGAGGCUCUGUGGCAGGGUGGUAGCAGCAGUAGCAGUCUGUCAGUGGACUCAAGCGUGGGCGAGUGGCUGCAGAGACUUGGGCUGGAGCGCUAUGAGGAGGGAUUGCUGAGGAACGGCUGGGAUGAUCUCGAGUUCCUUAGUGACAUCACUGAGGAGGACCUGGAGGAGGCGGGUGUUCUAGACCCCGCCCACAAGAAGAUCCUACUGGCCAGUUUGAGACAACACCAGCAGCAGAAGUGAGCGCAAAAACUGCAGCAUCACUAACAUCUUCAUCCUCCGUGUCCCGCUUCCGUCUUUAUCUUCCACUUGACGGUGUUUCAAGAAAAGUCGACACAGUUUUGCUACAGGCCUCGAGCCUGCAGCUGGGGAUCAACUUCCUACUUCCUGACAGAGGAGGAAGUGACAUCUCAGGGUUUGCCUGAGAGCUUCGUCCACAUUCCUUAUGCUUUUUCUGUUGGGAGACCGGUUUAUUAAUUUAGUGUUUAGUGAAUUUAAUUAAAAAAGGGAAAGAAAGAGGCCAAAUUCAGUGAAUGAUUGUUAGUUUGUAAACUUUGCGUGUGUGUUCUGAGACAUUUUUAGAGUUCUUCUGCAUACUCUUGGGUUCAUUGUGGCUUGUCUGUUUUCUGGAACUUUCUGAAAGUUGAACACUAAUGUUGAUGUGUGGGAGACGUGUGAUUUUAUAAAAGACACACCCAGUUUAAAUACUAAAUGAGUGGGAGCAGCACAGUUGAUGGGAAAAUGUCUAAAAGGCAAACUCUUAUGUUGUUAAACUCCACGUGAUUUGGAGUUACCGGAAGUAGCCACCAGGCGGCGCUGCAGACAUUUUUAAGGGAUUCAUGUUUGAUUUAAACAGUGCAGUGGACCUGGAAACUGACCCUUGGGUCGCUGGGCCUGUAAAAAUGGGAUAAAAUGUGAGUGAGAAAAGCGGUGUGUGUUCAAGAUUAAGUUUAGAAUAAAAUUAGUUUAAUAUUAACUUCUAUUAAGCCUCCACACACACAGUUUAUUAGAUUUCAGACUCACUCCACGGUAGGGUGUGUGUGAGUGAGAGAGAGAGAAAACUGUGCCAUGUUUUAAUUUUAAAACACUCUGUGUUCAGUUUGUCGUUUGUAACUCUGUUUUUAUUAAUGCCUUUAAGUAAUUGUGAAUUGGCGUUCAAUGACGUCGCGAAUAAAAACUAACGACUAGUGUCGGUGUCUUCUGAUUGGUUGAAUCAUCCUUGUCAUGAUUUAUUUGGUAAAUUUAUGAAUAUUAAUUUAAGUAGUUGAUUUUUAAUUAUUGUUCUGUAAAUUAAACUGGACAUCAAAGUGUGGAUGAAAUUUUUACUGUGAAUGUUAUUUAUCCACUUCUGACUGAGACCUUGUUCUUCACAUCACUCUAGAUUGAUGUUUUUACAGUAGAGGAAAACUGGGAUUUGUAAAGAGUAACUAAAGGGGACAAUUAAAGGUGCUUUUCUCUGAACGGUGAAACUAUUACAGGGUUUUUCACUGUCUUCCUGGAGUACAGGUUCUGGCUUUAACCUGUCCGAGUGUGAAUAGAUUAUAAAGGAGUUUAAUAUGAGUGGAGUUUAAUAUCCUUACUGUGUAACAUCAAGUUAUAUAUUUAUUGUGUAAAGUUGUGCAUGUUGUAGUUUUAAUCAUUCUAAUAUCAGCUUUAAUUGUAUUCUGUAAUUGUUUUUAAACCUCUGAACAGUUAAAGAAUCAGUUUUUCAUUAAUAAAAGUGGAAUCCAGCACAUGACAAA
Neoarius graeffei (lesser salmon catfish) is the source of this 3019-nucleotide messenger RNA. RefSeq names its product phosphatidylinositol 3,4,5-trisphosphate 5-phosphatase 2A-like. The annotation marks the transcript as partial. Lineage: Eukaryota; Metazoa; Chordata; Actinopteri; Siluriformes; Ariidae. The record is from RefSeq and is a predicted model, not a curated record. Gene Ontology annotation, molecular function: protein binding. The transcript is spliced from 7 exons.